AUGUACAAGAAGGAGCGGCCCAAGCUUUCUGUAACUGCUCUGUUGUACGGCUCUGCGGGGCCUGCGGCCUCGUGGCCGACGCGACCGCUGCAGCCUCCUGAUAUUUCUCCCCCGGGCAUCCGCGCAGCGCCGGGCUUGAACGGCGGGGCUUCCAACGGGGUCUCAAGCAGCCUUCCGCCGCAGCCGUCAUUCCUGCUGAGUGGCUACGGCGCACCUUCGGCCAGUCGAUCACCGUUGGACGGUCGUCAGCUGAACAACGGACCUCCGGCCACUCCGCAACAGCAACAACAAGCCACGCGCUAUCCUCCUAACCACCCGCUGAGCGGCUCCAAGCACCUCUGCUCCAUUUGCGGAGAUCGGGCUUCGGGAAAGCACUAUGGCGUGUACAGCUGUGAAGGAUGUAAGGGCUUUUUCAAGCGCACGGUGCGGAAAGACUUGACAUAUGCCUGCCGAGAGGAGCGGAAUUGUGUCAUAGACAAACGGCAGCGUAACCGGUGUCAGUACUGUCGCUAUCAGAAGUGCCUCUCUUGUGGCAUGAAGCGGGAGGCAGUGCAAGAGGAACGGCAGCGCACAAAGGACCGUGCUGACAGUGAAGUGGAGAGCACGAGCGGUGGAGUGCCCCCCGAGAUGCCCCUGGAACGCAUACUGGAAGCUGAGUUGCGAGUUGAGCCACAUACUGGCACCCUGUCGGAGAGUGUCCAACAGCAGGACCCUGUGAGCAGCAUUUGCCAAGCGGCUGACCGACAGCUGCAUCAGUUGGUCCAGUGGGCCAAGCACAUUCCACAUUUUGAAGAGCUUCCCCUCGAGGACCGCAUGGUGCUGCUUAAGGCCGGCUGGAAUGAGCUGCUCAUUGCCGCCUUUUCGCACCGGUCCAUAGACGUGCGUGAUGGCAUUGUGCUGGCAACAGGCCUCGUGGUGCAGCGGCAUAGUGCUCACAGCGCUGGCGUUGGAGCCAUCUUCGACCGGGUACUCACUGAAUUGGUGGCCAAGAUGCGCGAGAUGAAAAUGGAUCGCACUGAGCUUGGCUGCCUGCGUGCUGUGGUCCUUUUUAAUCCUGAGGCGAAGGGUCUACGCAGCACUGCCCAAGUGGAGGCCCUAAGGGAGAAAGUAUACGCUGCCUUGGAAGAGCACUGCCGGCAGCAGUACCCCGACCAGCCAGGACGCUUUGCCAAGCUGCUUUUGCGACUUCCAGCCCUGCGCAGCAUCGGCCUGAAGUGCCUCGAGCACCUCUUUUUCUUCAAGCUCAUUGGGGACACCCCAAUCGACAAUUUCCUCUUAUCCAUGCUGGAGGCCCCAUCUGACCCAUGAUGAAUUGCACUGUACAGGCUCUCUGGGAGAGUGGUAUGCCCCUGUAACUUUUUUUGUUGAAUUUUCAUCCUGCUACCUCAGGGUGGGAUCAGGGCUCUGACUUCACAGCCCUGUGUCUCAACUGUGAGGGGAAAGAAGCUCUGUGAUGCCAUUUAUUUAGCAUGUUAACUACUGGCCUGUAAACAGAAAGCUUUCCAUUAAUCCUGCACAAAUUAGAGAUAACAGCAAUGUGAUAUGAUUUCUGAUGGGCCAGUUUCAGGAAUGGAAGAUUUUAAAGAAGUAACAGAAAAAAAAAAUAUAGUUGUUAUGAAGCUGUCACUCUUCCAGAUGCCACUCAGAGUAAUAGUUUUCUUACAUAUUUCUAUAGGUUUUAACAUUCACAGGGUAUUCAUUUCAAGAAUUGCUAUUGGACAUGUCGGCUUCAGUUGGCACAUAAAAUUCUUAUAAGAGUAGUUUGAGCGAGUUGGCAGUGCUAUAUUUCAACAAAAUAGUACAGGGUGAGUAGGGACAAGAGAGUAAGAAUAUUUACUCACAAUGAUAGCUUCUAGCUGUAUUUAUUCUUGUGAUGUGAUUUUAUAGAGAAUCAAUAGUGCAAGCACAGUUCGCAUACAUUGAAGUCAAGCUCUUUUUGGGAUAAUGCAGUUCCCUUAAACAUGCAGUGGUUGCCAAGGCCUGCUACUUGUUUAGCCUCAGUUAUAUUGAGGAAUGGAUGGAUGUAGUUCACCCUUACAGUGACAGAUUUAGUCAAGAGUCUGCGCUGCAUGCCAGAAAAUUCAGUGUUGAUUUUGGAUCUUGUUUCACUGCUCUCUAAUGUAAUCAUUCAUGGUACUUUCAAUUUGACUCCAAAACAGCACACGGAUGUCACCAUUUCUCAUUGUUGUAGUAUUUUCAAAAGCGACCAUUUGUGUACAAGGGUGAAUCAGAAAGUCUUUGCCCCUAUUUUUUAUUAGCCAGAAUAAGGUACAUACAGGUAAUUACAAAUGCUAUUCUAGUGCUAUGAUACACAUGCUAUUCUAUAAACCUUACACUAUUUUUCCACAUAGUCCCUGCACGUGUUUAGACGUUUGUCCCAUCCUGGCACUAAAUUUGAGAUGCCCCUGUGGUAGAAUUCAUCCGGCUGACUGUGAAACCACCAUUGGACUGUUGUCUUGGCUUCACAGCCUUUUACAAACUCGCAACACCACCACCUGACACUUCUCAAAGCGAGACACCUUUCCCCACACGGGGGCUGCAUUUCCCUGUGAAUUUUGAUGGGUGUUCGUCCCUUGCUCCAUAGCACAACCGCCAUCUUCAACAACUGACAGCAGCGCCGUUCCGCAAAGCUACUGGUAGAUAAGGCCGGGCCAGUCCAAGAAAGGUGCACCGCUGGGAAUGGAUAUGAUGACUUUGCAUUUGCAGCCAUAGUUUGGCUAAAAAGAAAAAAGGGGUAAAGACUUUCUGAUUCGCUCUUGUAUCUUCCUUUUACUGCAAAGUUGAUAAAAAGAGUUUCACAGGUUUUCGUGAGAUGGCGUGCAAUAGCAUGGUUGAUGUAAAACGUAAAUGCAACGCAACGUGUGCCAAAGCCCCGAAUGAGCUUUAAAAUGUAAUGAUUGAUUAUUAUGAAACAAAAUUUAUCUUGCGUAUAUCUCAUUCAAAUUGAAAACAACUUAUAUGUGCAAUUUCUUUAACCAGUGAUCCGUAAUUUUUGUUUCUCACAUCACAUUAUACCGGUCCCAUAUUGGAGGUGAGCCAGCAGUUUGUAUGGCUCCGGCAAUGAAAGCAGGAUGCUGCCAUAGUGCUGCAAAGCAGCCCGCAUAGGAGCCGUCAAUAAGACCAGCCAGCCACGGCCUCGCUCAAAUGCAGCAACAUUUGAAGUAACUGCUGCUUUUGGCUGUGGCAGAGAAAGCUAAUGCUGUGGUGCUGCAACACAGCUUGUGUGGGUCCCAUCAAUAAGACCAGCCAGCCGCGGCCACGCUCGAACAUAGCAGCAAUUCUGCUGUGUUGCUGCUGCAUUCAAGUGAGGCCACAAGCCACCAUGUGGAUGCUUGGUACUUCCAAAGAGUGUCUUUGUCUUUGAUGUAUCAGCUGUCGGAUCGGCAUACAUCUGUCAAGAAUUUUUUGCUAACAUGGUGCAGAUUGCACAGAAAGCAAAUGUAAUGCACGUGCUGUUAUUCUGUGGCUGGCGCUAUGUUGGUUGUACAGGCAGUUGUGUGAAUAAUUGCCUUGGAAUGCACCGCAGCAAUAUUGAGAAACAAUGGUGAACCGCUUUACAUUUAAUUCAGGGUUUACAAAUGUCAGCCAUUCUUCGAUAAAUCUGAGUAAUCUUCAGUGCUGUUGAAGCAGUAAUGAUAGUAAGCUUUGGUGGCCAUUGUGUGUCUGGAGCUGUUUUUAUAAUGAUCACAUUAUUGGGAAAUAUUAAUUAAACUCUUUGAGAGUAUACAUACAUUCACUUCACUUGCGCAGAUGCUUUCAUAUCAAGAUGUUCUUGGCUAAGAAGAAUAGACAUAAGCUAGAGAUGUGUCUGUGUCUACUUAUUUUCUUGACCUCAAUCAUUCUGGGCUUUGCCUAAAAUAAAUAUUGCAUGGGCUCUAAUUCACUGAGAGGUGAUACCUAGAAGAAUAUUGAUGACAUGGAUAUAGUGCCCGAUUCAUACUAUAAAUGGGCGUUUAUGGCCAGUUCUGAGGUCACUUAUUCUAACGGGAAAAGGGACGUGUCUUUUAGGACCUUUUUCUCUUGCAGAAUUGGUCAUGAGCGUUCAUAAAAAUGUAUUUCAAAAGGUGUGUACCAAGCAAGUGUCCACACCAAGUGCAAGAGAACAAGUUGGACCAGGAUGAGCCUUGGCAGUGAUACAGAACACAUUCUGUAUGAUAUGCAGGCAAAAUUGCAAAAGUGUGGGUUAAAGGCCAGCUGCAACGAAAUUGUAGACUACAUAAAAGGCCUAGUUUUAUGUAGUGUAGAUGGCAGGCUCCAUGCGAAAUUUUACUUCCAAAAUGGGAGAGGGGAAAAAAGCUGUCAAUACUGCUCACUUGAAGUGAUUCAUGGCCGAGAAUGCAGAGCUUUUCGGGCUGACCUCGGAGGUUAGGCAGUGCACUGAAAAAUCUUGGCGGCAACAUGCUGGGACUUUCAUGAUAUCUGCUAAACACCAGGUAUAUGCGUUGUCUGCUCAGAUGCUGUUUAAAGGCUACUAAUAAGGAAAUCGUUCCUUUGCCAGCACUGCAGUUUUGCAAGGAUUGCUUCAAAGUAGAAGACUACUCAUCUAAUGAUCAAUUUAGCCAAAGUUAAAUUUUGUUGCAAUUGGCUUCUAACAAUAACAGGAAGCACAACAAUUGUCGAGUCUCGUUAAUUUCAAAUAGCACUUGCCAUGACAUUUUGAAACAAUCACUGCAAGAUAACAAGUCAAAUCGAAAUGAAACAUUGAAGUAGUCGAGUGGGUGCAUUGCAGGACAUACUGGAUAAGUUACAAAGAUGUAGCAUAAUUUGGAGUCUCAAGAAAUUAUCAAAACUGCACUGAUCAAUGUGCACCACACAUAUUAUGGAGGUAGGAAAACAAUAGCCUUAUAAAAAUUAAAAGGCAGAAGGAAACUGCAGGAAUAUCUGCAGGAAUAUUUUCAAGUGUAUUGGCUGAUUAAGAAAUUAACAAAGCACCGCAGGGCCCAAGUACUGUAAAAAAGAGUGAAAUAAUUUAUGCUAUAAGCAGGGGAAUAUAAGCUUUGAGCUGCAGUUGUGCACAGUCAUAGUGGAAUCUCUCUGCGAGCCAAUGUGGGCAUUGAAAAUCUCUUUACGAAAGCAAAAAUGUCUACUUAAGCUUGGUAGUAAGAGUGAGGUGCUCUGGGUGAUGGCAGCAGAGAAGGGAUCACAUGAGCAACAUUUGUCAUAGGAAUGAAAUUGUGUCCAGGGAGUACAGCUCGCCAUGAUGGCAUGAUCCUCUUUGGCAGAAAGGUGUGACAGCUUCAUUUGUUUUUCAUCUCCGAUUCUGCACAGUCAUGUAAGUCUGCCAUGAGUUUUUAUUGACGCAUUGAUAUUGGGAAGACCUUGACUAUAUAUGUAUUUUGCCAUGUUAAAUUCAAGUUAUAUGCAAUCAGUUCUCUUGCACAGCUAAUAUUUUGCAGUCAUAUCUUGUAUACUGUCUGGAAGUGAACUAUUUAUUAAAAAUUAUGUGGCAUGAAAGAGACUGGCACAAUGAAAGAAUUGAAUUAUGUAUCAGUAGGUCUAAUAAAGCAAGUAUGAAUGCUCUAAACCAUUUGGAACCAAGUUAUAGCUUCCAAAACUCUAGUGCAAAGAAUGACAUGUAAGGCAGAUGUCAAUGUUUCCUUGUGAUAGCUGUACAACAGUAAGUAAAGGGACUAUGACUGUAGCAGAAACGCCACAGAUGUACAUGUCCCCAAAAUUGCAAUAUUAAUAUUGAUGCUUCGAUAAAAGAAGGAUUUAAAAGUGUUUCAGGGCCUUUUUAAAGAGUGUACAGUAAUGUGGACAUAAGUUUACUGCAUUUUACUGAACCACUUGUAGCAAGUGAGCACAAAAUCGCGGAUUCAAUAUAAGCCGCUGCGGCUGCAUUCUGCAUUCUGCAUUCUUCUGCAUGGGAGCAGAAGAGCAAAAUGCUUGUGUACCGUGCAUUGGGUGCACGUUAAACAAACCCACCUGGUCAGAAUUAAUCCGGAGCCCUCCACUACGACGUGCCGUCAGAUCAUACUUUUGGCAUGUAAAACUCCAGAACUUCACUUGCAGCAAGGAAAAUGGUUAUAAGCAAAAAAUCCAUUUUGCCACCUAAGGCAGAAAAUGUUUGGGUAAAUUUGUCAUUUCUGUGUAUACAUAUCUCAGUCUUGGUGCACUCUUCAUUGCUUGCAUAUAAAGUAACUAACAUAAAACAUAUUUUAAACAAUGGCAACAAUGAGUUGUAUUUUUUUGUAGGUAUUCGUUUUCUUCGCUCUUAAUUUUUUUUUUAUCAUCCAUCACAUUGAGCGGCCGCUUCUUGCAGCGUGGUGACAUGCAAGCCUACAGAAGGAUUUUGCCUUUUACAACAAAGGGCAAAAAGGAUGAAAAAAGGAAGAGAAUUACUGCAUAGUAUAGCCCCAGAUAUUGUGGUACUACUCCGAAGCUUGCAACUUUCUGGACAUCAUAUGUUGUAAUAGUGAAAACAUUUUUUGGCUGUGCACUAUAACUGAUCGCGUAUUUGAAAUGAGCAUGUUGAGAUAUGUCAAUGGUACAAAUUUCAUCAAAAUCCAUGUGACAAAAAUUUUAAGACACUGUGGUCCGGUGGGUGUGGCAUUUCAUCCUUGAAUCGAGGUACCACUACAUAUAUGUGAUAUUCUUUAAUGAAAUUGCACACAAGUGCAAAAGUUUACAAUGAACAUACACAGAAAAUGUGAUUUUUGUGCAAUUUUCAAUCCCCAAGAGUCAUGUCCCCUGCUUUAGAGAUCCCCUGAAACGAUGGCAGUAAAUCAAUAAGUGAUGGGACCGAAAUUAAUUGUGCAUAUUGUUGAUGUAACGCUUUUUACUACCCAAAAAUACAUCAUAGAACUUAACACUGGUGUCUUGCCCGCCAUUAUAGCACGAAGAAAGAAAACUACAGUAUCAAGCAUUUGAAACAUUACCCCAUAGAGUUUCAGACUAUGUUGUCUAGAGAGAAAUCUAGCACUUCUGCACUGUUGUACGCAUGGGAAUGCCGGUAUAUAGUGACUUUGGUUUGGCAUCAUUCUUGGAGAGCCAGGACACCUUAAAGACACUCCUGGCCAGCACCCUUCCAUCUGUCACAAUUCAUUUCCUACGAAAACAGCAUGUAAAGAGCUCUGUUAGCUUUAUUAUUACACAAAAAUAUGUUUUGUUUAUUUAUAAGGACUUGUGAGUGGAUGUACUAGAAUUAUAUGAAACGCAAAAAGGUAUCAAUGGGUCGCUAAAGUUGAAGAACAGACAAGAUUUGCGCUCGCUUUGGAACAAUUUGUUGCCUGUUGCUUUUCUUCGCUUGAUUAUGCAUUGUAGGUGAGUAAACUUUAUUGAAAAAUGUAAUAUGGGGGAAUGAAAACCUUUUAUGAAGAUAUUAUUUUAAGAACGCAUUAUCUGUAUAGCCAUAUCCAUGUUUUAGAUAAAGCCUCGUACAACUCCAGCCAACACAAGCCUUGCACACCCAUAUACUGUCAUUCCCAUAACGGCACAGUGCUCGUUAGAAAACUCGCGUAAAUGGUGGUGCCAGAUUUUUGUCUAGGUAAUAUGGUGAGAAACUCUAUGCAUUAGCCACCCAUUAAACUGUGGCAAUAUACUGUUACUUAAGAGCUCUGCUUCUGGUACUUGCUUAGAAGAGGUGGUUGUCUUGUGUGCCACUGUUUAGUAAAGUGGAAGUCUUUAUUAACCAUCUCAAUGAUUGGCUGUGCUAGCCAAUCUUAUGUCACCAUUUAAUGGUCCUUUAGGAACAAUCGAGGUCCAUAGUAAAAUACUAUAAGAAGGGAUUCAAGUUAACUGGUAGACCUUCAGAAUCAUGUCUCUAUAUUUAAUAAGGAGGCAUAUGCCAAUGAAACUUUGGCUGGCACUCUGCUUUUGUGUUUAGAGAUUUCAUUUGCGGGAAAAAAAAUAUAAUAAAAAAACAAGGACAUCUAAAAUUAAAUGCAUGAAUUGAAGGCACUUUUAACUAACUUACUUAAAUAUAAAUCAGUCCUUACUGAUUUUUUUUUAUGACAUCAAUUACCCUUAAUUUUGAGGGACCCUGCUUAUUUUGGUUAUCUUGUACAAACCUAGCCUGAAUGGGAGCAUGCUGCAACAAAUGCUUCUAAAGUUCUAUGCUGGUUCUGUUAACUGCCACAUGGCCAUCCCAGGUUGACUGUAUACGGGUAAAUAUAUACUACAUUUCCUUGAUGGAACUGUUUUCCAUCACUUUUGACUGCAGUGGGUGUCAGGCACCUCAGUAAUAUCACUUGCCCUUGUUAAGUAGACCCUUUUCAUUAUUGUAAAGCUUACUUCCGUGGAAAAGAGUUUUCUCAACUAAUGGCGGGAUAGUCAUUUUUGCAAACAGCGUGUACAAGCACAGUUUGCUUGUAUUAUUAUGUGGAAAAUGUAGAUGUGGCUCUCCUGAUGAAACCAUGUGCAUGAGACAAGCCCCAGCAUGUGCAGCUAGCACUUCUUCGUUUGAACAAUGGCUGGUGCUGCCAUUAGUUGGGCAAAUGUGGAGUGCAGAGAAGUGCACUUGUGAAUUAUGAAAGGGCUUUACAUGUUGAAUGUAUGCAUGCAAGGUUAGCUUCCACAAUAGUCUGCUAACACUGUUCUCAAAUCUAAUGUUAAGAGACUGCCCCCUUUUUUUUCGCUUAAGUAAUGCAAUGUAGAGGACGCUUAAGAAACUACAUGUGUGUUGUCGUAUUGCAUACGAGGCAUUAUUUUCUUUGCUGUCUCACUUAGGACAGGUGGACAAAAAAGAGACCUUAUCAAAAGGUCAAGUUUGGUGGCAGUGCACUUAUUUCUACAGUUUUUUUCCUCUCUGUGUGUAAAAUUGGAUCAUGUGCAAAGGCCACCUAUAUUUUCGAAACCAGCUAUCAUUAUGAAAAAAUUGACAAAACAGGAAAACUGUAUAUGCUUGCACCACAGUGGCUUCUUAUUAAUUACGCAGCAAAAAAAUGAAUGUUUUAGGAUAUUAUAGCUACAUUUUCAUCCUUUUAAGAUGUCAAGUCUGUGACCUGCUGUAUUUUAGUGGCUCUGGGGACCAUAUUCUGUAUUAACAGAUGGGUUCCACCCUCAGAACAUGUCAGUUGCCUUUAUUUAUGUAUAUAUUUUUCAUGGUGCAGUAUGAUGUAUAACAUGAGUUAUGACUCUCAUGAAAUUACUAGUUAUACAUAGUGUGCUCUGCUUGCAUUUAUUGAGCUAAUGUUUGGUUCAGUGUGUUUUUGGUACCUGGCUAUAACGAAAGAAAGCACACACUUAUGUUGGCCAGCCUUCAUGAAGCAACUCACCAGUUGUCAACACAACUGUUUCUGCACAAAAUUUGUUUAGUGAGCAUGUAUGUGAAGUGGUGAAGUAGACAUGUUAAAGGCACAUUAGUUUGCUUAUUUUUAUUAUGUUUUUUGUUGUGGUUGCCUGUAGAGCACUGGCUAGUAGUGGAACAGUCGGGAAUAAGUGGAAAAUAGUUGUAUGUGAAUCCUGUGCUGCUAGAAGCUUUAUACUUUAUUCUGUGUUGUGGAGGAGUGACCUUUUUUGGUGGAUUUCCAGUGCAUGCAUGACAGUCAAGUACAGGCAGCUUCAGAUCGCUUGUCACAACCAAAACUGUUUGGCAAACAAUGUGCUAUGUUGUUAAAAUCAAGAUUGUCGCCAGCAGUAAUUGUACUUCUUUCACUGGCCUCUGCUUGUGUUUCUGUGUUGUUAUUCAUAUGAAUUUCUGAAACUGUGAUUUGCAGACAGUACAGUUGAACCUCACAAUAACGAAAUGGGUGGAGACAGCAAAAAAAAUUGCAUUCACGAGAAUUUCGUUGUUGCAAAAUGAGACAGCACAGAUAGGUAAUGCGUCGCAGAACGAAACUCUACUGUCAAAAUUCCGUUAGCCUACUUUGGCAAGCUUUGCUUAAGGAUAUAGAACCGUAUUGCUGACAGUACAAGUGCACCACAUGCGUCAAUCAGCAGUGGCAGCACUGCCGUGGAGCAGCAUUCUCGGGCAAUUGCUUUCGGAAAUAUGAUUACUUUUGUGAGAUUUUGCGUAACUCAGCACCGGACGCAGAGCAACAGUGCUCCACACAUGCAGUAGCAUUUCUCCAGCACACGCUGUCGCCCAUAGGCGCCGACGCGUCCGGUGCCGAGUGCGAAAGUGAUCGUAUCUCAUAUAGCCGAAGGCAGUUGGGGGGAUCGAGAUUAUGGCCCCUCUGCGCAAAUCUGUUUGCCGCCGAAUCCGCACGUGAUGCCUGUCGGAUGGCACCAAAACCAGUGUUCUUGAAGCAAGAGAUGCGUAUUCCCAGACGAUGGCUCAAUCACAGCACGAUGCGUGGCACUCCAUGCUGCGACCGCCAUCGCUAGCGAUGGCGGUCGCAGCAUGGUAUUCCACAUAGAUGGGAUGUGGGUUUCCUUGUUCUUGCUGCAUUUUUCACACCAAGGUGCACAUACGCACUGCACUAGGUGUGCAAAAACUGUUGUCGCAUGUGUGCCGCUGCAAACGGGCAGUCAACCCAAGAUGGUGGCCAUGACGUGUUUCCAGCGCAUGCAAUCGCUUUGGGCGCUUGGUUGUUUUUGUAAGCAAAAAUGGCGGCCCCCACACAAGCGUAAUGUGGUGGUAUUGUACACAAUUUUAGUGCAAGGCAAUCACAUUUGAGCACAUUUUGGAGCCUGCUAGCCUUACUUGAACAGGUGAUAUGUGGGGUUACGUUCUGGCAAAUUUCAUUGGUGCGGGAUUGUAGUACAGCAACAUUUCGUCGUCGCGAGGUACGAAAUGCAUUGAAUCCUAUGGGCGUUCACUGGGGAUUUGAAAAUAUUUCUUUCUCGCGGGAUUAUGUUAUCGAGGGUUUUGACUGUAUUGUCAAUUGUGUAGGCAUUGUGUAGGCAGCGUGCUAGACUACUCUUGUAAACGAGUGGUUUAAACACCUUUGUGCGACUAUAAAGUAUGGCAGUGCAGGAAAGUUGUAGAUUUUUAGCACCUACUACUUGCUUUUAAUCUUUUAGCGAAGCAAACUUUAAAACUAGUUUCUAUGUUAUGUCCCUCUAGACAGUAUGGUCUGAGGCACUUCAUUUCUGAAGGUCUAGAGAUGCGUGGGAAGUUGAUAUAUACAUUGCUUGAAGCAGCGAAUCUCAUUGCUCUUCUUGGAGUCCAACAAAUGCUUUCCAUCCAUAUGGGGCGUGUGUUACAGUGUAUGGAUGCUUCCUCGCUGAUGUUAGCAUUCAUUUUAUAGUACCAUCUGGCAUGUCAAAAUGUGCACAUGUCAAAAUGUGCACAGUUCCUUUUUUAUUCACAAACUGGUGAUGUAUAUCUUAUACAUAAACCAUGCCAUUCAUGACAUGCACAUUCAUGACAUGCACUUGAGCACUACACUCACUUUGAUUUUUUUCCUUCAAGCAGUUUUAAUGCAAUUGUGUACUGUCACGCAAAAACAUUUUUUAAAAAUUUUUUAAAAUAAGGUCUGAAAGGCACCGCUCUUCGAUUUCUUAAAGGGCCCCUCACCAGGUCUGGUCAUUUUGAGCUGAUAAGCGCUGUGCAUACAAUUUGUGCUAACGAUCGUCUUUGCUAAGUAUUACAUUGCUACGUGCUACAGAAAGAGCUGGAAUUUCAAACCAAACGCCGUUUGCCAUUCUCCUCGCAGGCGCCACACUCCAAACAGUAGGGAUGACGUAUAUGUGCAAGUGCGCCUAUGUACAUGUGUCUGUGCUGUGGCAUCACUCAUAGUGACACGCGACUUCAAUAAUUAUUCAAGGCAACAUCUGUUAUCUGUGUCAUCUGUUGCUUCAGUAGACGAAUUAAAGUUUAGAGAAACAUUAAAACCCACAAACCAAAUGUAUGCGUCUUUUGUUUUACUUCAUAUUGCAGCAAUAGACAUUUACGUCCAUUUCGUCUGCUUGUUCCCACGUCGUGCUCGUGCAUGUAAACAUAGAGACUAUGUCAUUUUCUACUGUGUUCCAGCACGCGAUCAUGCUCUGUGAUCCGCUUGUGUCUGCCUCAGUGUUGUGUAGCACUAACUUAUACCGCUAGUGAGGUGUUCUCGUGCACAGCAUGCAAAAUCGUGCGCUGCGCAAAACAAGACAAAUGUAACAGCUCACACACGACACCAUCAGCGGAAGUGCGCCGUGCAGCAAAAAAGCGAGGAAAAAAAAAUGGUGGGGCCCGCGACGUAUGCGUCACGCGAUCCUCAAGCUCUGGUACGGGAGAACACAAAGAAGGAAUUCCGCUUGCAGAGGCUAGAGAGCACAAGUGGAGAGAGUGUCUCUCUUGGCAGUGGCACUCACUUCCUGAAAUCAUGGGUUUGCGGCACUGGAAUAGUUCUAUCUCGGCUAUUAAUGAACCAAUUUGGAAAAUUCUUGCAGCGGAACGCUCCGUAGAGGGCGUGUAACAACUUCCAGCAUAUAACCAAAAUUUGCUACGUGGCCUGGUGAGGGGCCCUUUAAGUGAACAUUGGAUGUGGCAGUAUACCUUCGGACUUGACCAUCUCUGCACUUUCAUUGAAAACUUGCAUAAUUAGCAUCACACUUUUUACCUUGUAUGGCAAAUCCUUAGAACUUUUGUUUUCACAUUCAUUCUCCUGUUGCCUCUACACGAAAAGGUAACAGAAAAGAAAUUGUGCAGGUCCAACACAAUCUUAGCAUCUAAAUGAAGCGAAGCUUUCAUCCUAUGUCAGGUGCAUUUCCCAAUGUCGGACAAAGCCACAUUGAAGGGCACAUCCAUCUUCCAUUGAAGAUGCAAAUGCGUGACCUUGACUGAAAUGCAGAAACUGCAAGUUAAAAGCCGAUGUGUUUAUAUUUUCUUGCACAGUGUAGUGUCUUUUUUACAGUUCAUGAAAAUGAAUUAUUUACAAGCGUAGUAUAUAUGCGGGGUUUCGAGGGUGGCAACUUUAGAGGGAGCAUGCUCAUGUAGCCAUGAGGCCACUACAUUGCACACGCUUGAAUGAGUUCCUCCUCAUCUUCCCGCAAAGAAGGAGUGCGGGGAAAUUCUAGCAGGAUGCUCAAGGUGGUCCAGUGCGUGGAGUAGUACGAGUUGUACUUCAACUCACUUAGGGUAUCCAACCUGCGAGCAAAAACGUGGUCGAUUGCAUACUCCCUUCAAAACAUGAUAGCAAACUGGCUUGGGGGCAUAUUGAAAUGCAAUAUCAACUUGAGACCGUAGGUGACCUUCAUGAAAUUGAGGAUCCACGUGCUUUGGGGUUUGUGAAGAUCUAGAUUAAGGCCCCCAUGACAAUUAGAGGCAUCUUCAUGUCUGUGUUGUUGUCGUAGCCCAGAGUUAUACUGAAAAGGGCAAACUGAACUAAACAUUAUUCCCUCUUUCCCUCUUAGCCCUACUCCUCCUUGUGAGGGGGGGGGGGGGGUUUCGCUGAGACUUCCCUCUAAGCCCUACUCAGCAAGAUAGGACUCUACGACAAGAAACAAGGAAUACUUGACAAAGAAAGCUUCACAAUGCAUUGAUAUGCUUAAUGUUACACUUGUGGUUGAUAUGCUAGGGCUAGUCAGGGCUGAAUUGCACUCUUCUUUGCUGAAAAUAGAUACAAGGAAGCGAAAUUUGCACUAGCGACUAGCAUAGAAAUUAAUAGGCCUAGUGGCAUAUUUGCCGAGAGCAAUAACAGUCCUUCACUUGGGUACACAAGCUCUGCCAGAGUGAAAAAUAUACCUGCCUCCUGGCAAGCCUAUGUCAUGCAACAUUUUAAUAGAUGACCACAAGAUUGCAUAUAUUAUCUUGCAAGUUUAACCUUGACAGUGCAGGCCAAGCACAAUAUUUAUUUGUAAAAAGAAUGGGAGAAGCUGCUGAAUACAGAUUUUAAUGUGCAUAGCAUUGUUCUUUGACAAAAACUUAGCUAUCAUUUCGUUUCUGACAAAGUGUUGCUGCUCAAAGCUCUACUCCUGAGCACAGUGUGCUGCAUACUGGGCAGCACUUGCCAACUGUUAUGGCUAGUUAGUGAUCCCGGUGCUGUGACUUCUGUCACUUUGUUUUGCUUGUUGAAGAUGUUUCUUUGUAGCACUGCAUGUCUGUGCUCGUGUUUUUCAUACUAGUGCACUUCACAAAGAGUUCAUGCCACAUGGUUUACACCAGCAUGGAGUCGUUGUGGUUGUCACAUUUUCACAUAAGCAUCUUGUAGAUACAAUUGAGUGCAUUGUUUUGUUGUUGUGUGGGUGCUCUAUUGAGGCCGUUUUGGAGCUUUCCACUUGUUAAUUUUGUGGUGUCAAAACCCAAUGCUUCUCUGUUAGUUUCUGUCAUAGUAGAUCUUACAAUCAUGUUCUUGUUCGACACUGCCCUGUAGAAGUCCACCUGAUUGUGCCAGCAUUCUUUAUUCACUGAAGAGCAUCACUGUGGUGCUGAAUUGCAGCUGAGUCUGGCUCAAGUGAUAAAGCCGCCAAGGCUGUGGCAGCGCUAAUACAGAAGUGUCUUAUAUGCAUGAAAAAAAAAAAUGUUUUAUGGUUCUCAUCUCUCAGGCUUGUGACCCUUGCAAGCAGUUUCUUGGCAGAGUUCUGCAUCAUUGUUUUGUACACACAAUAGUUAUUAAAAUGAUUUAAAUAUCAAAGGAUUGUA
Dermacentor andersoni is the source of this 14449-nucleotide messenger RNA. Its product is annotated as retinoic acid receptor RXR-alpha-B-like. NCBI's taxonomy places the organism in Eukaryota, Metazoa, Arthropoda, Arachnida, Ixodida, Ixodidae. The record is from RefSeq and is a predicted model, not a curated record. Gene Ontology annotation, cellular component: nucleus. Gene Ontology annotation, molecular function: zinc ion binding; nuclear steroid receptor activity; sequence-specific DNA binding. Gene Ontology annotation, biological process: regulation of DNA-templated transcription.